Molecule: messenger RNA, 406 nt
Organism: Dicrocoelium dendriticum
Lineage: Eukaryota; Metazoa; Platyhelminthes; Trematoda; Plagiorchiida; Dicrocoeliidae
Source: the annotation of a GenBank genome assembly
GGCAAGUUCAGCCUACGACCUGUCCAGUGGUGACUUUAUCUUGUUUGAACUUCAUAAAGCUAGCUUAUUCCUCAGCUUUGAUAUGGGGAGUGGGCUGCAGAGAUAUCAAUUGUCGUCUAACAGAAUGAAUGACAACAAUUGGCACGAAGUUGAGAUGUUAAGGUAUAACGUCGAGGACAACAUAAUUACUACCAAGAUUGAUAAAGGUGAAUUGACGGAGUCAGAAAUUCAGAUGUCUGUGAUCCCCGGAAAUUUUUCGAAAAAUUUCAACCUUGCUGAUUAUUUAUAUCUCGGAGGAGCGCACGAAAAUGUAUUUCACCGCUGGAGAGAGAAAAUCACCAACCGCUUUGGAUUCCAGGUUCGAGAAUAUUUAAAUAUCAUUUUUAUAAUGCUUAUCCGAAAUUGA